AUGGGAUUGGGAGGCGAGACUGCGGCGGCGGCGGCAACGAAGCCAGGGCGGCGGAUCCUGGUGGCGGUGGACGAGGGCGACGAGAGCGUGCAGGCGCUGCGGUGGUGCCUCGGCACCUUCGCCGCGGCGUCGCGCGGGGACACGGUCAUCCUGCUCUACGUCCGCCCGCCGCCGCCCACCUACUCCGUGCUCGACGCCUCCGGCUACCUGUUUGCGGAGGAGGUGACCGCCGUGAUCGACAGGUACAGCCGGGAGGUGGCGGACGCGGUGGUGGAGAAGGCGCAGAAGCUCUGCACGCUCUACAGCAAGGACGUGGAUGAGAGUGACCACGAGAUGAAGGUCGAUGUGAAGGUCGCGGUCGGGGACGCCAGGGCCGUCAUCUGCCAUAUGGCGGACAAGCUCGGUGCCGACGUUCUGGUGAUGGGGAGCCAUGGCUACGGCUUCUUCAAGAGGGCUCUCCUCGGAAGUGUCAGUGAUUACUGUCUCAGGAAUGCGAGCUGCCCCGUUCUCAUCGUGAAGCCAUAG
This is a messenger RNA of Miscanthus lutarioriparius, 525 nucleotides long. The record is from the annotation of a GenBank genome assembly. Lineage: Eukaryota; Viridiplantae; Streptophyta; Magnoliopsida; Poales; Poaceae.